AUGAUCUUUCAUUGGUCAGUGGUCACCUGUGGUCACCUGUUUUUUUGUUUUUUUUUCUAUUAGUCUGUGUACAGAAUGAACAUAAGUAUUUAAUUUUGAUUGAUACUCUUCUAUAUUUCAAAUAUCUUCGAUAAGAUAGUUUAUUGUUGUAUAGCAAUAAACCAUUGAAAGGAAAAUUCUUGGUUAAGAAUCCUUAGUGAAUGUUACCUGACUGUUACAUCCUUCACAAGGGAUUUAUAUCAUAAUAUUUCUGUAAUCAAGCUAUAAUCCCAAUAUUAAACUUAUACAAGAACUAGGACAACAAACCAGAAGUUACUUUAAACUUCAUUGAAAUGGCUAUCAAUGGUGGGAUAAACAAUAUGGUCAAAAAACUAAGUAAUAUCUUAUAUAUGCAGCACAAUUAUUGUGGCCAGUCCUGCAGUGUGGUCAAGUGUUGGCAGUGGAAUAUAAAACGGUUUAUUAUGUUUCAAACAAACAAAACUAUUCAAGAUAAAUAUGCGGUACUUAUAUUGAACAGACCCAUCUCGCAAAAUCCAGAUUUUGUCAAAAGUUUUUGGAAUAACGCUUCAGUUAGAAUGGCAGUUGACGGCGGUACAGCACGUUGGGACACAUUUUUAAACCAAUUACCAGAAGAUGUACAGAAAACUAUGAAACUUCCAGAUUUUGUUACAGGAGAUUUUGAUUCACUCACAGAAGAUGUAUUGAAUAAAUAUAAAAAGAAAGGGACUAAGACAAUAAGGACACCAGAUCAAAACAACACAGAUUUUACUAAAGCAUUGAUGGAAUUAAAUAAACAUUGUCAACAAGAAAACUUGCAGCUGGACCAUGUCAUAGCCGUCUGUCAGAACUCAGGUAGACUAGAUCACAUCCUAGCCAACAUACAAACGUUGCAUCUCGUUAAAGUGGAUAAUUUGCUCAAUCCAAACACAACGGUGUAUAUAUUGUCAGAUGAUUCAAUAUCGUGGCUUCUGUCACCCGGGGACCACGUGAUCAGCGUGCCUGAGGAGACAAGGCAACAUAGAAGAGCAUGGUGCUCACUAGUUCCAAUAGGAACACCAUGCGAAAGCGUCACGACCAGCGGACUGAAAUGGAACUUAGACAAUCAAGAAUUAAAAUUUGGUGAGCUAGUCAGUACGUCAAACACAUUUGAUGGCUCCGAAUUUGUGAAAAUUAAAUGUAGUCACGUAAUAUUAUGGUCAAUGAGGGUCCCUCAUUUGAUAAGCGAAUGAAAAUGGACAUUUAGGCGCCCAAUAGACGAUAUUUUGCUAUCAGUUUCGCCUGAAACGAAAACUGAUCCAGUAAUGAAAUUAUUAAUAUAUAUGUGACGCCGAUCGUUUAAUUCCGUCAAAUAUUUAUAAUUCCAGACUGAUGGAAUGAAGGACGCAUUCAUGUAAUGGACGACUUAAAACUUAUCGUGCCUCAUUACAGGAGUUUGUUCUCCUUCUUCUCGUAAGAUUAUGACCAAAAUAAAUCUCAUUCAUAAUGUUAAUGUUAUAAUUUAUUGUUAUCAUUCUGUUUAGUUAAUAACGUAAUUUAAUUGCCAAAUAGACUGUAGUAAAUAUAUUCCAAUAAAAUAUAUUGUGAUCUUCUGUGACUUACUGAUCAUGUUUUGAACAAAAUUACAUUUAUAGUGCAAUGCAAUUAUUUAUUUGCAUUUUUAUGAUAGAAAAUGUUUAUUGUUUUAACGAAGCUAUGUUCUAGGGUUCAAGGGAUGCAACUUACAUUGAAUAAUACUGUAACUACGACUACUAAUAUAAGUCGUAUACAAUUUCAUGACAGGGGUAAAUAUGUUUGUGUAAAUUAGGUAUUUGGUUUGAUUCUUACUGGUCAAUUUUAAAAAAUGCCUGUAAUAUGUUUUAGUUUAUGCCCAUUGAUGUUUCUUCUCUUAUUUUUCAUAACAAAUAUUUUAAGAACCAAACAUAUCUGUGUCAUUCUUUAUUUUGAUGAGCGAAUAAAUAAUAUGUUCCUAAAAAGUUAUUAUAAUGAAAAUUAUAUGUGAAGUAAUUUUUUUAUUGUUAUUUUAUUACUGUAAGAUAUAUUUUAAUCUUUGUAAUUAAAUUAAACCUAUUUUUUUUUCUAAAUUUUGAUUAAUUUAUUGAUAAAUUAGUAUUUAGAAUUACUAUUUAUAAUUAUUAUAUUUUUAUAUAUACGGUAUUAAUGCUUUUAAUUAGCAUUGUCAUAUAACAAUAUUUACAGUGGUUAUAUUAUGACCGAAUUUUUAGUUUACGUUUUUUAUUACUACGUUCUAUUAUAAACGCUAUAAACAUAAUUAUUUCUAAUUUAUUUUAUAAAAAUUAACAAUAACUUGAAAAUUUAAUAUAUUUUAAUAUCACAGAACUUGUGCAGUAACAAUAAUAUGUGAACAAAGUCGAUUGCGCAUGCUUCAUUGUUUAUGGUCUAGUAUUUGUCCAUUAUCUGUGCUAUCUAUGGUUUAGUAUUCCUUAUUAUCUGUGUUAUAAUUUUUUUAUAUGUCUGUAGAACAUAUUUUGAAAUAUUAAAUAACAAUGAAGAACUAUCGAAAAUCGAUAGAUCAGUACUUACCAUAAUAAUAAAAAAAAAAAUUAAUAAUUGACUAGUUAAUAAAUUAUUUACCAUUGUUGCAUGGUCACAGAUACCUAUAAAUUCGUAACCUGCCUUAUUGACUCGGUGCAAUUAGCUUUAACAAUAAGUGUAGCUAUUACAAUUAUGUUUCCCUUUUUUUAGGAUACUUUAAUAAAUCAUCAGUGUACUAAUAUAGAGUUACAAGAGUUUACUGAAUCAGUAGAUAUGUAUGUAAGUAUGUUUAUGAGUAUUAUUUAUUCGAGUAUAUAUUAUGAAAGUGGAUGAAACGUGAGUUGUAAGAAGAGGCAAACAUUGACGUAUUUAAGAUUAUUUUGCAGCGAGAGGGGGGGGGGUCUGUACUCUUUGAAAAGGCGCAUAUAUAUAGGCGCACCAGACACAAUUCUAGGGUACUCAUAGUUUUCUCAUGAUUUUCCGUUGUUGAGUGAUUUUUUAGCUUCUCCCAUAAUUCGUAUGUACGAAUUUGUAUUUACAUCUUUGAUAUGAACAUAUACCUAACGAUAAAUCAAUGGACAGUAUCAACUUUGCUUUAAUUUUCGUGUCUUCUGCAGUUUCGGUUUGACUAAAUUCUGGUUUGAUGCAUGCCAGUAUUGACUUCAAAACUAGGAAAUUCUCCGUGAUGCAAGUACACUCACUGAAGCUCUCAUGCUUUUUAAGUUUCAAUGUGCUCGCAAUAUAAUUCGACGUCAUUUUUGUAUAUUUUUUAAACAUCAUUAUGUUUAAUAUGUGUUGUAUUAUUCUACAAAAAUUUUUAUGGACCCAAAAAAAAUUGGAUCCCCCAUACAUAUCUGUUACGCCUGUCUCCCAUUACCUUAAUGGGAAGGAAACAAACAAUGGAACGCCAAAUGCUUCGAUUCAAACAAACCUCUUUCGUUUCUUCCAUAUAACUGGGCCCAUAACUUAAUAUAUGGACCAAGUUAUAACACGACACAUUGAGAUUUGUUUGGAAAACUGACAACUUAAUUGAAUGGAAUAGUACAUAUAAAAAGAUAAUAAAUGCCGUCUACAGUGUUUAUAUGAUUUGUUCCUAUAAAACAGCUAUUAACGUAUUAAUAUACAAUUGUAUAUUUAAAAAAAAAAGAGAUACAAAAGUUUUUACUUUGCAAUGAAGAUAGCCACAUACAAAAUACAUUUUAGAUCGACCCCAAUCUAUUGUUGUCGGAAGUAUCUUAUUACCUACUCAUUUAAUGUUGACCUUGUCAUACAAAUGUCAAUGUUCAAGUGUUCCAAAUAGCAUAUGAUCAUAAUAUAGUAUAUCUAUUGAAAGAAAAAGGUAAUAUAGUUGCUUAUAAUGUAAUGUAAUAAAAGUUUACAAUCUCUAAUCAUAGAAUAGAAGUAAUAUUCAAUUAAACUAACUUGAUCGCAAGUAAUUUUAAAUGUUCUAUUUUUAUAAUCGAAAUUGUACCACUGGGUUCUGUAUGUAUCUUAUUGACAGUGUGAAUAUAUUGAUGGUGAUAAGCUGUUUAAACAAAUUGCAAGUUGAUAGCCUCGAUGGGGGAAAAAGGUUUGUUAGUAAUGUGGUCGAAAUUUCUAUUGCUAGCUAUAUACCCUGUCAGAUUGACCUCCACUGGAUUUGCUUGGUUCGGUUUGAAGGGUGGAAUAAGGUAACAAACAGUGAAUUUACAAGGUACAGAGGAAUAACACCCGAGUCCUCAGGAAUGGCAAUGCAUAAACAACAAACAACUGGGGAAACAGUAUACUCUGUUAUGUCCAUGGUACUGCUCAUGCCUAUAGGCGACGGUUACCACUUUCCAUCAGGUGGCCCGUUAGCUUGUUUGCCAUUCUAAGUUGCAUAAAAAAAUUGAUUCAUUAAAAAUUCGUAUCCAUAAUUUUUUUCAGUGAGUAUAAAUUUAUUGUCUUUUUAAGGAUACGUUAUUUAGACUAUAUAUUACAAUAAGUUUAUUUUUUAAUUAAGCGCUUGUCAUUCAACAUUUCCGAAUUCAAUUGCAUUUUAGUCUAUUUUAUCUUCAGAUUUUGUUGGAACAUUUUUGUGUUGAAUGUUUAUGCUUUUUAAUGUACCGUCAUCGAGUAAUGUCGACAACGUUCUGCAGUAAAAAUUUGUACCUAUUUUUUGCUUUACACUUUUUAAUUUGGUGGUCGGGUUUUCCGCGAGGUAAACGUUUUGAAUCAUUGAUACGUUGGUAACGCCACAGGAAUGGAUUUGUUUUAGGCAUACAAAGUAUGAUUUUCCUCCUUAACUAAUGUGUCUUGAAAUUUAUUUAAACUUUGACUAUAUGUUGGCCCUGAUUCUCAGGCUACUGUCGUAUGUUCUUUGUAUUUAUUAAGAAGUGACAUUGUCACUUUUGUAACUAUCGUUUUGAAUGAAAUAAGUUUUCUUAACUUUAACGAGUUUAUUAAUACCAAUGCGAUACGUGAGAAGAAUAUAGACAUGAUACUAGGCUUGGAAAAUAUUGCUACAUUUAAUUAAUUAUCAUUUAGUAAGAUUAUUAUUUUAUUUCACAUGAUAAAAUUUAGUGACAAUUCAGAAAAAAUCGCAAAAUAAGCGCUCACAAUGAUGUAAUGCUACCCUCGCUAGUAUUUGUAAUUGAAAGUAAUGUAUGAAUUAUAUUUUUGAUGUAAAGGAGCCGAAUAGAUACUUUAAUGCAGUAUGAUAAAGUCUCUAUUCACUCGCUCUGCAUGUCCCAGUCUCUCACGUAUAAAUCCGAAUUUGCGAUUUUAUUUAGAGUGAUUCGUAGCACUUUUCAUGGUGUGACGUAGCUGGAUUGACGUAUGACUUGGCGUAGCAGAUGAAAUUUCAUUUGAGACACGUGAAAUAUUCCAAAACCACAUGACACAGUAUCAUUUUUCUUCAUCAUCAUCAUCAUCAUCAUCAUCAUAUCAUCAUACCUUUAACUGCCCACUGUUGAACAUAAGCCUCCCACUUGGGGAGGUUACAAUACUAUAGUAGUAUAAAAUAACUCAUUGGUAUGUACAAUAGUAUAUAAUAGUAUAAAAUAAUAAAUAAACGUAUAUAGUCAUUGUUAAAGAAUUUUAACUAUUUGUUUUAUAAAAUGAUUCUUGUGAUGAAUUUACAUAUUUUCCAAUUUGUCUCGUCGAGAUCCAUUUCUGUGCUUACUAAUUCAUUUCAAUCCUUCACGGGAAAAUGUGUCUCGUUUACGCUACCUUUAUUCUUCAGAACUGAAUACGACUUGCAUUGUUGCUUAAUGGCAGCAAUAGGUUGACUGAGGAAGACUUAACUACGCAUUACUUAGAAGAGAGAGAGA
Messenger RNA from Galleria mellonella (greater wax moth), 5783 nucleotides. RefSeq names its product thiamin pyrophosphokinase 1. The transcript has 8 exons. The record is from RefSeq and is a predicted model, not a curated record. Gene Ontology annotation, biological process: thiamine metabolic process; thiamine diphosphate biosynthetic process. Gene Ontology annotation, molecular function: thiamine diphosphokinase activity; thiamine binding; ATP binding. NCBI's taxonomy places the organism in Eukaryota, Metazoa, Arthropoda, Insecta, Lepidoptera, Pyralidae. Bases 333 to 1229 code for a protein of 298 amino acids.